Monopterus albus (swamp eel) is the source of this 1334-nucleotide messenger RNA. RefSeq names its product DNA replication and sister chromatid cohesion 1 (gene dscc1). The transcript is spliced from 9 exons. Bases 16 to 1188 code for a protein of 390 amino acids. Gene Ontology annotation, biological process: maintenance of mitotic sister chromatid cohesion; mitotic sister chromatid cohesion. The record is from RefSeq and is a predicted model, not a curated record. Lineage: Eukaryota; Metazoa; Chordata; Actinopteri; Synbranchiformes; Synbranchidae. Gene Ontology annotation, cellular component: Ctf18 RFC-like complex; chromatin; chromosome, centromeric region.
GCCGUCUUACCCAAAAUGAGAACUUUAGAGGAGGUGCAGGCCACCCUGCAGAUCGCCAAACUGAAAGAAGAGGAUCUACAGAAAACGAUUCACUGUCUGUCUUUUGGGGAAGAUGUGUCAUCUGCAGACUAUUGCCUGAUGGAGCUGGACGAUACACUGUGCAAACACAUAGAAGCAGGUCAAAGUCUGGUGAUCCGAGGGGAUAAGGAUGAGCAUGCUGUGCUGUGCAGCGGUAAUAAAACCUAUGAUCUAAAAAUAGCAGACACCUCCAAUCUGUUGCUGUUUGUACCAGGAUGCAAAACACCAGACCAAAUGACAGACAGCCAGGAUGGCUCUCAUGUGGUGCAUGCUCAGGUCUGGGGAUUUUGCAACAGCUACUGGGAACUGAGGAAAUGGCGUCCUAAACUGAAGAAAUUAAAGAAGCUUUUAAUGGAGAAUCCUUAUGAAGGACCUGCUUUAGUAGGGCAGGAGGAGAACACAGAGAACAGGUACACAAUGCAGGAUCUAUUGGAGAGGAUUCAGGCUAGUGAAGAGGAGAUAAAGACCCACCUCGAGACCAUCCAUGCCUGUCAGAUAGAUGGCUACUUGCGUGUGCUGGACUUUGACUACGAGAUGAAGCUGCUUGGUCAUGUGACUCAGCUGGUGGAUUCUGAGUCAUGGCCAUUCAGCAAGGUUCCCCUUCAGACUAGUCUGGAAGAGUUAGCCCCACUGGAGCCCAAAGAGAUGAUUGAGCACUGCCUGAACUGCUACGGGAAACGUUAUACUGAAAACGACGAAGUGUUUUAUGCUCUAAGUGAGGAUAAAGUCUGUCGGGGCAUAGCACUACUGCUGCUGCAGAAUGCUGUCAAGUUCAGCCUGAAGGAGUUUCAGGAGGUGUGGCAGCAGAGUGUGCCAGAGGGCAUGAGCACAAGACUGGAGCAGCUAAAGAGCGUGGCCCUGGUGGACCGCACCUCACAUCCAGAGUCCAUCUGCCUGCUGCGUGUGGAGGAUCUCCCAGAGGAUACGUCGGAGCGCUUCAGCCAUCUCUUCAGACUCCGAGAGAAAUGGACAGAAGAGGACAUCACGCCAUACAUACAAGACCUGUGUGGAGAGAAACAGACCACUGGAGCCCUCUUAACCAAAUACGCCCGAUCUUCAAUGCAAAAUGGGAUCAAGGUCUACAACUCCAGAAGGCCUGUGGCUACAUGAACAGAUCCACUGUCAUUUACAUUUAAAAUAUAUGUUCUUACAUUUAUUCUCAGUGUAACCUUUGUACUUGUUGCAUUGUGCAAAAUAAUUAUAUUUCUUCUAAAUUAUCUUCUAAAUGUCUGUUCUAUCAUUAAAACUUCUAGCAA